Messenger RNA from Siniperca chuatsi (mandarin fish), 3181 nucleotides. RefSeq names its product carboxypeptidase Z (gene cpz). Lineage: Eukaryota; Metazoa; Chordata; Actinopteri; Centrarchiformes; Sinipercidae. Gene Ontology annotation, biological process: proteolysis. Bases 141 to 2474 code for a protein of 777 amino acids. The transcript is spliced from 13 exons. Gene Ontology annotation, molecular function: protein binding; zinc ion binding; metallocarboxypeptidase activity. The record is from RefSeq and is a predicted model, not a curated record.
CUUUUUUGGCUUGUGACCCCUAAACACAUGAGCUGUGAUCAGGUCAAACAAAGAGUGAAUCUAUAUGUUCUUUUAUUCUAUUCUGUUAUUCUUCGGUCUAUUCUUGCAUUGAAUUGGCGAACAGGCUCAGCAGCCCUAUUAUGUCAGACAAAACAGGCAUGAACUUCCCUCACUCCCACCCCCACAAGCCACGUUUCUUCCUCGUGUUCCCACACACACACACACACACACACACACACACACAGCUCUGUGCAGUGAAAUAUGAUCGGCGCUCGUACCCCUCAGCAGUGAGCCAUAAUCCUGGCGCGCCGAACUUUUUUCGGGUCACGGAUGCUCCGCGCAGACAAAGGGAGGAGGUUUCCGUGCUGUGGGUGGUAAUUAUCAUCCAGACAAGAGAACGGAAAAGUUGCAGCUUCAAACACACACUGCCACAUCACACACCGCCGUUGUCAAGCAGCUUACUGCACUCUAACAUGCGUUCAGGACUUUUGGUGCUGUUUCUCUCCUUGACGAAAAGCUUUUGGUGCGCCCCGCAGCAGACUUGUCACCCAGGGGACGAAUUUUUAGGAAGAUGCAGCAACAACGUGUUUGAAGAAAAACCUACCUGUACAGAGCUGAACCUGGGCUACUGUAAUGAUAUGGAAUACUCUAGAACCAUGUUCCCCAACAUCCUUGGCCACCGGAGUCGCUUGGAGGCAGAGUCAGGGGCAGAGUACCUCCUCCUGAGCGUCAUCCAUGGCCUGCUCAACGGGGAGUGCUCCCCUGAGAUACGUCUCGUAGGCUGCUCGGUACUAGCCUCCCCCUGCCAGGAUGACAAGAUGAUCAAACCCUGCCGCAGCACAUGCGAGGCACUGAGGAAGGACUGCGCCCAUGCCUUUGAAGCCAUCGAAAUGGCCUGGCCCUACUUCCUAGAUUGUGACCGCUUCUUUGCCAGCGACGAGGAGGGCUGCUUUGACCCGCUGGUAGGGCUGAAAGCCAGACAGGAGCUAGAAAUGUCCAACCUCUCUCCUGAAGAACCCAGCACCAUCAUCCAGUUCACCUACACCUCCAACUCCCAGAUGUACAGCUUACUGAAGAGAACAACAGCCAAGUGCUCCCAUAUCUCGAAUGUCUACAGCAUUGGACGCAGCACGGAAGGCAGGGAUUUACUGGUCAUUGAGUUCACCAACAACCCAGGACAGCACGAGCUAUUGGAGCCAGAGAUCAAGCUGGUAGGCAACAUGCAUGGCAACGAGGUGCUGGGCCGCCAGCUGCUCCUCUACCUGGCCCAGUACUUGUGUUCAGAGUACACUCUGGGGAACCAACGAAUUCAGACCAUCAUCAACACCACCCGCAUCCAUAUUCUGGCCUCCAUGAAUCCAGAUGGCUAUGAGCUGGCCGCCUCAGAGGUAGAGGAUAGUAAUGACCCGGAGCUCAGCAACCAGGAAGGUCACUUGCUGAAUGGUUGGACCAAUGGACGGACCAACGCCCAGAAUAUUGAUCUCAACCGCAAUUUUCCGGACCUCACCUCCAUUUUCUACCGGAACCGCCGCAGCAGGCACUACCGCAUUGACCACAUCCCAAUCCCUGACGCCUACUGGUUUGGCAAGGUGGCACCAGAGACCUAUGCAGUGAUGAAGUGGAUCAGGUCACUGCCCUUCGUUCAGUCUGCCAGCCUCCACGGAGGGGAGCUGGUGGUCUCCUAUCCCUUCGACUUCUCUAGACACCCGCAUGAGGAGAGGAUGUUCUCACCCACUCCAGAUGAGCAGAUGCUCAAGCAGCUGGCUCGUACCUACGCAGACGCCCAUGAGACCAUGUCAAACAAUGACACAGAUAGGUGUGGAGCCUCCUUUUACCGAACAAGGGGCAUCAUCAACGGGGCAUUGUGGUACAGUUUUGCUGGUGGUAUGUCAGACUUCAACUACUUGCAUACUAAUUGUCUGGAGAUCACCGUGGAGCUCGGCUGUGACAAAUACCCCUCAGAGUCCGAGCUUUACCCAGAAUGGAAGAGGAAUAAGGAAGCUCUGCUCAGUUUUCUGGAAUCUGUCCAUCGAGGGAUAAAGGGAGUAGUUAAGGAUGUUGAUGGAAAUGGGAUAAAAGGUGCAACUAUCUCUGUCAGAGGGAUUAGGAAAGAUGUCACCACAGCUGAAGAUGGAGACUACUGGCGGCUGCUGAACCCCGGAACUCACAUCCUGACAGCCACAGCCAAGGGUUACUCCAGGGUCAGUAAGAGGGUUCACCUGCCCCACAACAUGAACAAGGCCGGACGUGUCGACUUUGUCUUGGAGAAGGUUCCCGUGGAGCCCGAUAUCAACGACCACCUCUUCCCCACAGUAGACACAUGGGAUCGAUUCGACCCCUACAACCAGUUUGAGCGCUACAGCGAGCCAGGCGUAGGUGAGGGAGGGAUAGAGCGGCAGGAGAAACCCUGGUGGUGGAACUACUUCUCCCAGUCUGGCAUCACACCUCCACACUGGCUGCUGCGAAAUGUCUAGACGCAUUACAGGACAAUAGAGAUCCCGGCAUACCACUGGGAGACUGGUGAUGGACGGUCCCAUAUCCAGUCCCACUGGUGCUCUCAGAGGCGUCUAUGUAGCAGGAGCUGUGACACUGAAAUCAGCAGUACUAAAUAGGUUUCAGUGCUUCCUGGAAGGAUGUGAAUAGGCUUUUUUUCCCUACCAGGCACAAAUUUAAUUCUGGCCUGUAAGCGGAGUUUUGGCCAAUAUUGCUUUGCAGCUGCAUUUAACAAAAAAAAAAAAAUAUGAACCACUGGGAAGUAAAUGAGUUAUGGAUGCCUCAAUUGUCCACUUUUUAAAGAUGUUCACAGUCAAAAAAUAAUGGUACUGUAUUAUUUGAAUAUUGUGAUUACAGAUUACAAUUUCACAUGUGACAGCAGCUACAUAAAAUGUCUAAAUGUACAUUUUUCAAAAUUGAGUUGGGACCAAAUUUUAUGCAGAUUUGAUUGUUUUUGUUAUUAUUACAUUCCACAGGUUAUUUUCCUGUAUGUUUUCGCCACAUUUUAUGCAAUAUACAAGGCAUAAGUGCUACAGUCAACAUUUUCUGGACCUGUAACAGCAUCUCAUAUUGAGUACCACAUUUAAGCUUGGACUAGCAGCAAUACUGUGCCAAUUGUGAACAGUAGAAAUUCUCGCUUUAUUUGUUUUUCACAAGCAUGAAAAAUAAAUAUGAAGUAUUUGUGGCA